Molecule: messenger RNA, 1275 nt
Organism: Ogataea haglerorum
Lineage: Eukaryota; Fungi; Ascomycota; Pichiomycetes; Pichiales; Pichiaceae
Exons: 1
Coding region: 1-1275 (424 amino acids)
Molecular function (GO): protein binding
Source: RefSeq, a predicted model, not a curated record
AUGAAUAUUCCUGGGUACUAUUAUGAUCCAGUGAAAAAACGGUAUUUCAAGCGGCAGGGCCAGCCGCAGGCAUCGCCUGCCAUUGAACUGGGGCGACCAGCCCCGAAGAAAGAGGCCCCAGAGACCCGCACUGAGAAAAUAACGCAGCUCGCUGACGUGCAGAUCUUCCGGCCAGAGAUCAUGUACGAACUGCUCGUAAGCCCCAAGUGUGUCUCAACCGGCCAGUUCCUGCAGCUCCAGGAGUUUCUUCACAACGAAAAGCUUGCGUCAAGUGAUUUUGACCGCGAAACUGCGCUCUCGCUCUACACCAAGACCCAAAUGCAGUGCUUGCUGUUCCGGCAAAUAGCGCGCCCUCCUCUCGACCUGGGGCAGUUUGUGUGGGCUUCCGAAUGUCGCGGGACGCUUUUUGUUGCUACGAGACUUUAUCUGGUGGCUGUAAGCGUGAAGUCUCUUGAACUGGCGGAAAACUCGUUCUGGGUUCCAAAACACAACGUUCCGAAGCCGCAGGAAGCGGUGUUGCAGAUCCAGAGCAUCGGUCACUAUAGCACGAUUGCGCUUGGCUGGAAUAUCAACGUGGUUGACGGAGACCCGAUCAAAAUCCGGGUUUCCAACCACCGCGGGAUAGAGGAAGUCGAGUUCGAGGACACCUUUAAGAACUUUCGGCACCUCCAGGACACGAGAAACGUGACUUGCAUGAAGUGGAUGGAUUCAGAGACGGGAAUCGUAGGAUUUGAGCGCAAAUUAAGGGGCCACGGCCGUUUGAGCUGGUUGCACAAAAAUAUCAGCUCGUUGCCCGUGAGCAUCGCAUUUACGUUGUACGAGAACCACCUAAUGGUAGCCAUUGGGUACAUGAACGGGGCUCUUGAGAUUUAUCGGGAGAAAGACGAGUGUAUCCACCAUGCGUACGGAGCGAGUAUUCGCAAGGUGCAGUUUCUGCACGUUGACAGCCGGCUCUAUCUGCUGGUGAGCGGUCUGGCGAACAAGCUGGUCUUGUUUGCGGUCGACAACGAUCCACAACAGCUAUUUCCGCUCCUUGAGUACAAGGAGUACGAGCACAGCUUUUCAACGCAGGAGAACUUCUACGUGCACCGCAGCCAGCAGUUUUUCGUGGUCUACACAGACAAAAACAAGAAGAUCAAGGUGUACUCCAUCUUCAACGCACGGCCACUGCGAGAGUUUGACCAUUUGCCGCUGGCGGGCGGCGGCGAUCGGUUUCUUUUCGUCGGCGACUCGCUCGUCUCUCUGCAGAACGGUAGCCUGGAUUUUUUCAGCUAA